This is a messenger RNA of Symbiodinium sp. CCMP2592, 1494 nucleotides long. Lineage: Eukaryota; Dinophyceae; Suessiales; Symbiodiniaceae. The record is from the annotation of a GenBank genome assembly.
GCUUUGCCGAUGAACGCGACAAAGUUGCAAAAGCUACAGCUCUUGCAGGACAUUAUGGCUACUGGGGAUGAGGGUUGCAAGCAGUUCUGCAAGGAUGAGCUUGCAAAACUGAUCAAGCCGAAGGCAGCAACGCCAGCUCCGGCCCCUACCAGUGAUGCCGAUCCUCCGGCCCCUACCACAACGGGUGCCGAUCCUCCGGCCCCUACCACCAGGGGUGCCGAUCCUCCGGCCGCUACCACCAGGGGUGCCGAUCCUCCGGCCCCUACCACCAGGGGUGCCGUUCCUCCGGCCCCUAAUGCCCCGACCUUUGAUGAUGUCAGUGCGAAGAUGGGUUGGUCAAGUCCUGCAACCCCACGCAUGGUGGAGGCACCUGGUACGCCAUCUCCUGCAACGCCUGGCAGUGCAAUCACAACGCCUGGCAGUGCAAAAACAACGCCUGGCAGUGCAAGCGACGGCUUGGUCCAAGGUUCUGCGCCACUCUACAACCGAAAGAACGCCGCCAUGUUCUUGAAUCGCCUGAAAGGCAACCCAAAGAGGAUGCAAGCCUUGCCUGAUGACUUGGCAAAGUUGGUGCGGGACGAAGAUUCAAAGAGCAAAGCCAUCGACUUGAUCGUCGCUGCAGGAGGAGACGAAAAUGAGCUGGUCGGGCAGUGGACUGCAUCGUCCAUUUCUGUGGGGACGGACAAGGAAAAGGGAAAGAUGAAACCUUUGACGGAACAGGAAUUGAUCGGCAAGUACGGUGCGGUCAAUGCUGCGAAGGUGAUGGAGGAAAAAAGGAAGGCUGGUUUGGAGGUUGAUGAUCCCAAUUGUAAAGGGCUCAAGCUUUACUUGCACAACGAGUGGCAGAGGGAAUGGACGAGAGGCACAGAAGAACGAAGCAGUUUCACUGCUUCCGGAGAAGUUCGUGCGGGUGACGCUGCCAACGUUGCACAAAUUCUCAGUGUGCCCCGGCGGGCGCUGACAGGGCCCGGCCAGGAUGAUGAGGACAAUGUGGACAUGGAGGAGGACCCAAAGCCACUUCCGAACAAAAAACCAAAGAAAGCCAGGAAAAAUGAAGCCAGCGGCAAAGAGAAAGACGAAGACGGUGAAACUGAGCCGGAAGCACCACGAGUGGAGAAACUUACACCGCUGGACAAGGCGGCAGACUUAAGGGGGCGGGCCCUCUCGAAGGCCAACCACGCUGGCUCGAUGCGGAAGCAGUUGAAAGGAGUCAGCUAUGCGACUGAAUGCCUCAAGGAGAUGACCAACUUCGAGCAGGAGUUCCAGGCGAUCUACGACCAGGUGGACAAGCUCAUCUCUGAGCUGGUCCACGAUGAUGGGGUCUAUCUUCCCAUUGCUACCAGAUAUCUCGAUAUCGCGAAGCGUUAUGAGAGGCCCAGCAAGGUAGCAAACAGCUUGAUCCGAGCUGCGAAGGCGACUCCGAAGGAUCCAACCGCGCCCAAAGGAUCGGCUAAAGCCAAGUCCAAGAAGCGCAAAGCCGCGGAGGGAGCCUAG